CAAUGUCUGUACAAUCUAGAAAUAUCAAAGCAAGUAUUUAUUGUGUAUAAAUUAGAUCAAUUAAACUCAUCUUAUCAAGGUCCUCCUGGACCUGCUAGUUAUCAUCCACAAUUAGAUUCUUCAUUUACGAAACCCCCAAAAUGGACUAUUAGAGGAGGGAAUUCUAGAGAAAUUCCAGUAUAAUAAAGCCUUCCAGGACCUGGACAAUACCAUCCUAAAUUACCACAAACAUAAAAGAAAACCCUCAUACAUGGAAAGUCAUAUUAGUUUGAUAAAGAAUAGACAAAUAAACCAGGACCAGGAGCUUAUUAAAUAGAAGUUUCUUAACUAUCAAAGAUUGGAUUUAAAAUUGGAAGUGAAAAACGAUAUAAAGAAGAUUAAAAAAGAUGCCCUGGACCUGGAGACUAUGAAAUAAUCUCUAAAUCUAAUGUGCCAUCUUUUAAAGUUGGUAAGUAAUCUCGAUCAGAGAAGAAAGUGAAUAAUAAUGUAGGGCCAGGAUAAUAUAAUAUUCCUUCUUUAAUGAAAACUGAUGCUGGUUUUAAAAUAGUUCCAAGAAGAGAAAAAACUAUACAGAACAUUACUCCAGGUCCAAAUGCAUAUGAAAUUUAAUCAUAAGAAAGAGUAAAAUCUUUUAAGAUUGGAACAAGUAAGAGAGAUGGAAUAUUUAAUAAAUCAAUCUCACCUGGUCCUGGUGAUUAUUCAAUAGAGGUUAUAAAAGAAUAAGCAGGAUAUUCAAUAGGCAGAAGUUAACGAUCAGAUAAGAAGAUAGAUUCUAUUCCAGGUCCAGGCUAUUAUAAAUUAGUUAAGCCUAGUAAUGCACCAAAAUACUCAAUAUAUUAGAGAUAUAAAGAAAAAUCAGAUAUAAUUGGUCCAGGGCCAUAAUCAUAUACUAUAGGAGAUUUUAAGGAUACUAAGACGGUCAUAUUUGGUCAUGCAAAACGUGAUAGUUAUAGUAAAUUAACAGUUCCAGUAAAUUUAAUAUAAAUAAACUUAGGGACCAGGUGAAUAUGAGACAGAUAUAAAAUAAAGAAAGCCACAUGUGAGUAUAAUCUUUGGUAGAGAAAAGAGAUCAUAGAGUUGUUCAGAUCACACUUAAAUACCAGGUCCAGGAUAAUAUGAAAUAUCAACUACUUUUUAUGUUAAAAAAAAAUGA
This is a messenger RNA of Paramecium pentaurelia, 1153 nucleotides long. NCBI's taxonomy places the organism in Eukaryota, Ciliophora, Oligohymenophorea, Peniculida, Parameciidae. The record is from the annotation of a GenBank genome assembly.